AUUUUAGUUGAAUGUCAGCUUCACUUUCUGGUAUGGUAUGUUUAGUAGGUACAAUAUGACCGGAAAUGAGAGUUAUAAUUCCUGCUGCCUUCACAACGGUGUUAGAUGGAAGGAAAGAGUAGGAGGGGGGCACAAAUUGAGACAGAGCCCACAUACAUUUGCAUUCACUAUUUCCCCACUGCAUAUCUGAAAGACAGUAUGAGCCCACACCGCUCAGCCUCCGCUCGUUAAUUAAUCGUCAGCGCCGGAGCAGGGGGCACUUUCCGCAGCGGGGUGGGUCUGGACCGACACUUUCUCUACACUUUGCAAUAUCUUUGCACCCCCCGUGUCCGUCCAGUCGGCUGCAGCUGUCUCUCCACAGCAGCGGGAGAGGUCCAGUCGAGCCGAACCCCGCUGAGCCAUGCGACAGUGGUGUGUCCCCGCUGCGACCCCACGCACCGAACCACUCCCGGGGCGCCUGUCCGUGUCCCCCCCUCCACCAGAUGCCAGGAUGGAGUGCUGUGAGGUGGAGCCGCGAUACACCAUCGAACAGAUCGACCUCCUCCAGCGCCUGCGUCUGUCCGGCAUGACCAAACCUCAGAUCAUCCACGCUUUGGAGUCCCUGGAGAGACUCGACCCCGAUCACCGCCCGUCGCACUGUGACUCUCACCCUGCCCCGUCCAACAACGCCCCGGCCGCCGCCGCUCCAGCCCCGUCUUCGUCUUCGUCCUCCUCCUCCUCGCUCUCCCUUGCCUCCGCUACCACGCAGACCUCAGGCCUGGACGGCGCCGCUCUGUCCCCCAGCAACAGCUACGAGGCCUCGCCUCCGCCCCUCUACCCUCCCAGCGUGGCGGUUCAGCGGUCGUUCAGCUACGACAUGAUGGGGGAGGAGGAGUGGGACCUGGAGGAGAAGGUUGAGGAGUACAUGAGGAGAGACAGCAACCUGGUGAAAGAAGAGAUCAAAACCUUCCUCAACAAUCGCAGGAUCUCUCAGGCGAUCGUGGGCCAAGUCACAGGCAUCAGCCAGAGCUACAUCUCCCAGUGGCUGCUGCAGCAAGGCCUGGAGAUGAGCGACUCCAAACGCAGAGCCUUCUACCGCUGGUACCUGCUGGAGAGGAACAACCCAGGGCUGAGGUGGAGUGAAAGCCAGCACAGCGUGAGCCCCAUGACCAGGGCCAGGGGAGGGGACAGAGACGGGACAGUGGCAGGGGCAAGUGGCAGCCUCCCCAACCCCAACACCAACCUCAACCCCAACCCAUCGUGGAGCAGGCAGAGAGAGCUGCUGAUGCACUUGCUGCCGUGGUACACUGCUGCUGCAGCGGCUGCCCAGGUCCAGCCAGGCGCCACCUUAUCAAUGCGGUCUCUGGUGAAGGAGGAGCCUGACUGGAGGACGGGGAUCAUUGCCGGGGACAGAGCGGGGAUCGUCGCCGGUCCACUGAGGCUGCGGAGGGGAAGCAGGUUCACCUGGAGGAAGGAGUGCCAAUCAAUUAUGGAGAGCUUCUUCAUGGAGAACCAGUACCCAGAUGAGGCCAAGCGAGAGGAGAUCGCCAACGCCUGUAACUCCGUCAUCCAGAAACCAGGCUGUAAGCUGUCUGAGUUUGAGCGUGUGACAGCUUUGAAGGUGUACAACUGGUUUGCCAACCGUAGGAAGGAGAUGAAGAGACGAGCGAAUAUUGAAGCUGCCAUUUUAGAAAGCCAUGGAAUUGAGGUGCCAAGUCCAAGCUGCCACUCAAACGGAGAGGAUGGAGAGAUGCAAGAGUUUGCGGAACAGGUGACUCAUCGAUUCUCAGAGCAAGAAGACACGCCUUCCCAGAGGAUUGUCGACCAACAUGAUCCCUCCUCGUUGGCCAGCACAGAGGUGGCAGCCCUACCCAGCCCCAGCACUCAGGUCCUGGAACAGAAAGACGAGGAUUCAAAAAGGGAGACUGUGGACGAAGAGUGACCAAAGCCGGUGCAGCCAGUGGAUCGCCAUAUUUGAAUUUUAAUCAUAUGAAAUAAGAAAACAAUAAGUGUCUCCUGCCCCACCCAGGGCCUUUCAGGCAUAUGACACCCAAAAGGCAAAGGGAGGAGGUCGCUGAAACUCGCUAAGGUGCCUCAGAUGGUAAGGAGGCCACUGUAUUUAUCAACAGUAAUCCUGCUUAUAUUAAUGGCAAUAUACAAUAUAUAUAUAUCAAUAUAUAGUGCAUUCCAAGAUGGUAUUAAAUUCCUAAAUUCCUUAGAGGGAGAAUUAUGUAAAGGAUACCUCGUCCAUUUUAAGCUAAGCUUCUUCUGCUUUUUUUGCUACAUGCCUUCUUUUGGCUUUUUCAAAAGGUGCCUGUUUGAUGGACUGUGGUGACAUGAAUGUGCUGAGCCUGCAGGUCAGGUGUGUUUGGGUGUGGGGAGAACGGGCGGCAUCGAGGAUCUAGUGUGCGGUGAAUCAAAUGCCCGCUGCUCGCUUGAAUGUCUUUAACCCCCAUAUGGUUCACAAGACUCUAACCUCAAUCAGUCGAUUGAUUAAAUCAGUCGAUCAGUCAACGAGUGCUGUUUCCAUCGAAUCCGUAAAGCCCUGAGGGACAACUGGAAUCUCAGGUAAUCCCAACAAAUCAUGGACAAAGACGGUGAAGAGUUGCACCAGGUUCCUUUCAACAUGUGCUUUAUUUUUUGCAUCUUAUCUGUGUUUAACCAAAACAUGAUGUUAUUUAUACCUUUAUAUAUUAGCCAGACAAGCCUAGGACACUAUCUCCUAGUAUCUCUUCAUCAUCCGUCUUCUUUCUUAUACUGAAUGCUGCUGUUGGGUCAUUUUUGUAGUCACCUCAAACCUCAGCCAGUGAAGCUAGACUAGUUAAAAAAGUCUACCCAGACUUUUUCCUCCUUCUUUUUUUUCUUUUUUUUUUUUUUUAAUAUCGUUUGAAAGAACGCUAAAAGAGAUGUGAUCAAAUAUCAUAAUGUGUCAGUGUAAAUGCUACAAGCACCUUCUCUCCUAUUGAGAUAAGCUAAAGCUUAAGCUCAUGUAAGUUUGUAUGACUGCAAAGCUGCACUUCAAAGUGGGAUGUCACUCUAACUGUAAGAGGGGAGCUUUCCAGACUGUACAUGCGUUUGAGCCAUGUACAUAACCCAUAUCCAGAAAAUAUACACGUCUGUGGGUGCUUUCUGUUCACUUACACUAGCAGUAUAUAGAAACUGUUAUUUGUCAAACUUGAAAUAGCUGAGUUAAACUUUGCAUUACAUAGUCCCUUAUAUUGUCUGGCCCAAGGCCUACGGAGUUACCUCCUAGAUGUUCAUAUAAUGAACGAACAUGCUUGUUCUCAAAUGCCCCCCUCAACAGGGUGCUACCGUGUUACCUCCUAAUGCCAAAGCUAUGCCAAGGUAGAGAAGAGCUACAGGAUAUGACAGUCACAACACUAUAGACGUACAGAUGUAAUACAUGUUUAGUUGCUCAGUACAACACUAGCCAACUCUAGCUUACCUCAGAAUAAACUGUGUGUCAUGAGCGUGUCACAGGCCGGCUGUUGCUGAGACGCAGACAGCGGCCAGUCGUGACCGUUCAUGCCGUGGACUAUGUAACGUAGCAUUUAUGACAGUGGGGGGGUCCACCCUGUGCCGUUCACAGGUACACUCACCUCAGACAGUUCUCUCGUCCAGCUUCGGACAGGAACCCCCAAAGCUGCACGUCAUUUCUGAUGGAUUAUGCUCCUCUUUAUCUGCUUUUAUCCGACAAGGGAAAACAAUAACAAUAAAAUUGUACACAAUCA
Messenger RNA from Mugil cephalus (flathead mullet), 3710 nucleotides. RefSeq lists its product as uncharacterized. Lineage: Eukaryota; Metazoa; Chordata; Actinopteri; Mugiliformes; Mugilidae. The record is from RefSeq and is a predicted model, not a curated record. Gene Ontology annotation, cellular component: nucleus. Gene Ontology annotation, biological process: positive regulation of DNA-templated transcription. The coding region runs from base 401 to 1921 and encodes 506 amino acids. Gene Ontology annotation, molecular function: double-stranded telomeric DNA binding. The transcript has 11 exons.